Penicillium nucicola is the source of this 3228-nucleotide messenger RNA. RefSeq names its product putative DUF814 domain protein. The record is from RefSeq and is a predicted model, not a curated record. The transcript is spliced from 5 exons. Gene Ontology annotation, molecular function: ribosomal large subunit binding; tRNA binding. Lineage: Eukaryota; Fungi; Ascomycota; Eurotiomycetes; Eurotiales; Aspergillaceae. Gene Ontology annotation, biological process: ribosome-associated ubiquitin-dependent protein catabolic process; rescue of stalled cytosolic ribosome. Gene Ontology annotation, cellular component: RQC complex. Bases 1 to 3228 code for a protein of 1075 amino acids.
AUGAAGCAGAGAUUCUCGUCCCUGGACGUGAAGGUCAUCACGCAGGAAUUGGCCUCGGAGUUAGUCCACCUCCGUGUGUCCAACAUCUACGACCUGUCCUCGCGCAUCUUUCUAUUCAAACUCGCCAAACCGGACCAUCGCCGCCAGCUCAUCGUCGACUCCGGUUUCCGCACUCAUGUGACUCAAUACUCGCGCACAGCGGCCACAACGCCCUCUCCCUUCGUUACGCGAUUUCGGAAAUACCUGAAGUCGCGUCGCAUCACCAGUAUCACUCAAAUAGGAACCGACCGCAUCAUCGACUUCUGUUUCAGUGAUGGCGCAUACCACAUGUUCCUCGAAUUCUUCGCCGGUGGUAAUAUCAUCUUGACGGAUCGCGAUUACAACAUUAUCGGGCUGUUCAGACAGGUUGCCGCCGGAGAAGGUCAGGAGGAGAUUAAGGUGGGACUCAAAUAUACCGUAUCCAACAAGCAAAAUUAUGAUGGCGUGCCGGAUGUCACGACGGAUCGCAUUAGGCAGACACUAGAAAAGGCGCAAGAGCUCUUUUCUCAGGAGGGAAAUGCACCCAAAAAGUCCAAGAAGAAGGGAACAGAGGUUUUGCGCAAAGCUUUGUCGCAAGGAUUCCCUGAAUAUCCUCCCUUGCUGAUGGACCAUGUCUUUGCCGUCAAGGAAUUCGACACUGCCACGCCACUGGACCAGGUCUUGGGGAAUCCGGAUCUUCUACAGAAAGUGAAGGAGGUGCUAGAAGAGGCACAGAGGAUUUCUAAAAGUUUCGACUCUGGUGACAGCCACCCUGGAUACAUUGUCGCCAAGGAGGAUUCCCGGCCUGCUCCUGAAGGAGAAGAUUCAAAGUUAAGCCUGCUGUAUGAGGACUUCCACCCAUUCAAGCCUCGCCAGUUUGAAGAUAAGCCGGGUAUCAAAAUUCUGGAGUUUGAGCGAUUCAACGCUACGGUAGACGAGUAUUUCUCGUCCCUGGAGUCGCAGCGACUCGAGUCGCGGCUGACCGAACGCGAGGCAGCGGCUAAGAAAAAGCUGGAAUCCGUACGACAGGAGCACAAGAAGCGCAUCGAUGCUUUGAAAGACGCUCAAGAGCUUCAUAUCCGCAAGGCAGAUGCUAUCCAGGACAAUGUUUACCGAGUCCAAGAGGCGAUGGACGCUGUCAAUGGACUGGUAGCUCAGGGAAUGGACUGGGGAGAGAUCGCACGUCUCAUUGAGAUGGAGCAGGAACGCGGCAACCCAGUAGCACAAGUCAUCAAGCUCCCGCUUAAGCUGUACGAAAACACCGUCACCCUUCUCCUAGGGGAGGCUGGUGACGAUGAGGAUGACGAAGAAGAUGUUUCUAGCAGCGAAGAAUCAGAAUCCGACUCGGAAGAUGAAGAAGAGCAGGAGGCUGGACGUGCUGAGAGAGAUUCCAAAGCAUUGACCAUCGACAUUGACCUUGGUCUCAGUCCCUGGGCAAACGCAUCACAAUAUUAUGACCAAAAGAAGCAGGCAUCGGAGAAAGCAGAGAGAACCGCCCAAUCUUCGACAAAGGCGUUGAAGAGUCACGAGAAAAAGGUUACCACUGAUCUCAAGAAGAAUCUCAAGCAAGAAAAAGAGGUACUGCGACAGACUCGGACGCCAUUUUGGUUCGAGAAAUUCAUCUUUUUCAUUUCCUCUGAAGGCUAUCUGGUCAUCGGUGCUCGUGAUGCCAUGCAAAGUGAACUACUCUACCGCCGAUACAUGAACAAGGGCGAUGUUUUUGUACAUGCUGACCUAGAAGGUGCCACCCCAAUGGUGGUUAAAAACCGAGCCGGUAGUGCCGAUGCACCCAUUUCUCCAUCUACCCUCUCUCAAGCUGGAAACCUUUGUGUUGCAACAUCAUCUGCAUGGGAUUCCAAGGCCGUUAUGUCUGCUUGGUGGGCACAUGCUCACCAGGUAUCGAAGAUUGCAGACAAUGGAAGUGGUAUUUUGCCCACUGGAUCUUUCCAGAUCAAGGGGGAGAAGAACUUCUUGGCCCCGUCGCAGCUUGUUCUUGGGUUUGGUAUCAUGUUCCAAAUCAGCAAGGAGAGUAGUGUUAAGAACCACAAGCAGCGCUUUGACGCGUUCGAAAUUCCACAGAUUGAUGCUACACCGGCAGGACCAAAUGCUGCUUCAGAACCGAAGGAAACGUCCACUGUGGCACAAGAUGUGCCGGAGAAGGCACAGUCUACCUCGGAGCCUACUGCAGACACAGAAAAGGAAGCCGAAGUAUCAGAAGAUGAACAAGAUGAAGACAACAAAGCAGCAACUCGUAACCCUCUUCAACGGGGUGACUCAGAGCUUCCAGCAACCCAGCCAUCCCAAGAAUCCGAAUCUGAGCCCGAGUCUGAGCCCGAACCCUCAGAGGAGGUUGCAGAACCAGCUUCAGAGGGCGAAGAAGAAGCUGCAUCAGCUACUCAGGCUACGAUACAGGAGCCUGAAGAACCCAAGCUUACGGCUAAAGAGCGACGCACUCUGCGACAAGGCAAGCCUCUUGAGCGCGAUCAAGAGCCAGCUGCCCCACGUAUCGCCCCCACCCGAGGCAAGCGGGCGAAGGAUAAGCGUGCAGCUGCUAAGUAUGCUCAUCAAGAUGACGAGGAGCGAGAACUAGCUCUUCGCCUAGUGGGUGCCAACAAAAGCAAAGCCGCAAAGGCCACCCAGGCAGCCGAAGCCAAGGAGCAGCGCGAACGGGACGCCGAGGCGCAAAGGCAACGCCGACGGGCCCAGCAUGAGCGUGCCGCUGAAGCAGAGCGUAAACGCCAGGCUGCAUUCACUGAAACCGGAACAGACGAUUACAACGAGGAGACUGCAGCAGCAGAGGCAGCAGAUCUCGCUUGGAUUCCUGCCUUGAUAGGCACACCGACGACGGACGACGAGAUCAUUGCUGCUAUUCCAGUCUGUGCUCCUUGGGGUGCACUUGGGCGCUACAAGUACAAGGUAAAGCUGCAGCCAGGUGCCGUGAAAAAGGGCAAGGCUGUCAAGGAGAUCGUUGGUCGGUGGGUACACGAGACAACAACCGGCAAGGUCAAGAAGGAACAUGCCGAAGACGCUGGAAUUCCUCGUGUUGAUGCGGAGCGUCUUCGCGCACAGGAGGGCGGUCUUAUCAAGGGGUGGAAAGAAUCAGAGAUCAUCAACACCAUGCCUGUUGGCAAGGUGCGCAUCAUGACCCCAGGUGUUGGAGGUGGUGGCGGCGGUGAUAAAGAGUACAUAGAUGAGAUCCUCAAUCCAUGA